AUGCCACAUGCGCCCUCGCAGCCGGAAGAAGGCCUGUUCGGCGUGUGCUCGGGCAAAGUCCCGAUGCGACCGCAGCAUGCCGAGCUGUGGCAGUCCUUUCCGCCUACACUACCUUCCAGCGAACAGUCAACAAGUUCUGCAAACGGACUUGACGAGGUAGACCUGCAAGAUAUCCCACCUCUCCUCCCUGCUCUGGGUCUCGAGAAUCCGACCGCGCCUGAAACCGUCUACGGCAUAGAAAGCACGCCUUCCGGGAUCCAUUUCGAAGACGGAGUCGUCUCUAGCCAUCUGUCAUCUAGGGUUCGGCUCUGCAAAACACCGAUAACUACUGAGCAGGAACUAAAUACUAUUGAUGACAUAUUCAAGGAGGUCUUUGAAGGAAUGUCGUACGGCAAAGAUCGAGUGUCCCUUGUCCACUCCGUACAAACACAAGCAGGGCAGAGAGCGGACGUUUUAAACACUGUCGCCAACAUCUCCCAGUUCUAUCUUACCAGGACGGUGGAGACGGAACAGGUCGUGCUAGAUAUGGUCAAUCAUGAAGUGCAACAACUCUACUCCAAGCGGGAGACAUUGAGCCGUGCCGAGUUUCUCUCGGCUUUCCAGGCCGUGGUCAUAUAUUCUGCGAUGCGCAUCUACAGUUUAAACCAUUAUGUCAAUGAUCUUGUGGACACCAUCGCCAUGACUUUCACUCAGUAUGUCCUACGGCACAGCAUGCAUUGUCUAGAGCCAGAGAAGAACGUGCAGCCUGAGGAUUGGAGGAAUUGGAUACGGGACGAGAGCACGCGGAGGAACUUCUUUGCUCUUCAUGCUCUGAAUGUCGUUUCAAAUUCGCGCAAAAGCUUCUCGACAACCAUGUGUCAUGCUUUUCCCGAGGUGCCACUCCCUUACCCAAGUCAUGUCUGGGAAGCCGUCUCUUCUGAGGCUUGGGCAUUUCAUCACCGGAACUGGGACACUUACUGCGGCAAGCCACUGCUGGGUAUAGAUCUCAUUCACUGGGCAAACGGAAAACAUACAGGCCGGGAGGAUCACAUUCGUGCAUGGCUGACGACAACCGGGCCGUUCGGCGAGAGCAUUCUGACGAGUGCGAGGGCGCAGCUAUCCGCUUCCUUUGCCAUCCGACCAGCCUGA
Molecule: messenger RNA, 1128 nt
Organism: Clonostachys solani
Lineage: Eukaryota; Fungi; Ascomycota; Sordariomycetes; Hypocreales; Bionectriaceae
Source: the annotation of a GenBank genome assembly